UUUUUUUGUUAUGCAGCAAAUCCCUUAGCAAUGCCCUGACCUUCUCUCAGUAAACACACGUUGGCUUGCAUUCUGAUUUAUUUUACUAAAUUUAUUUUGUUAUUUUUUACAUAUAUAUAUAUAUACAGAAGUAGAUGUGAUCCUGUUUGUGGCUGUUAUCCAGUCUAGAGAUGUUGGUGUUAAUGGGACUUGCUGUGGUCCUGAUGCUGAAUUCUGUAUCUUCUCUUCCAGCUGGGUACCACAACCUUACUGAUGGGGCUAGUAAAGAACACGGGAAAGAGACAGCCAUUCAUCAGGUAACGAGCAUGUCCAAAACCAGGGUUCUUGCAUGUAGAUAUGUACAAAUGAUUGCUUAUAAAUAAUUUAUAUUUAUACAUUUAUUUUCUGUACACAACAUGACUAUUAUUGCCCUUCAUUCUAGGGAUGCUGUAUUGGUGCCUUGAUUUGAACAUUGUGUCAUUAAAGUGCUAGUUAUACCAGUGUACACUGUUAGAGAGUGGGGUACAGUGUCCCCCCCGAUCACAUUAAUAGCUCUAAAUUUGGUCACUGGAGAUGCUGUGGACUUUAAUUUACUUUACUGUCAAUCAACUAAAAUAUGGCAGAGAGUGAUGGGAGCCUAAAUGAGUACACUACCCUCUUCUGGGGUUCCAAACCUUAAAGGGAAGAUGUAGGCACUGUGACCAUUUUGUUUCAUUGAGUUGGUUAUAGUGCCUAGAUUUACCUAGCGCUGUCCCUCCAUUUAGGGUUAAGCCCUUUUUGGACAAACCUCAGAAGUCAGCAGGGGAACACAGGUGGACUCUAGGUGGGUGUUAAAAGAGUAAUACACCGAAGCUAGCAGUGCUGAUAAAGUAACAGUUUUUACGUAGAACACAUCAUAUAUCUCUAUAUAAAUAUAUAUUUCUUUACAUAACAGGUUCACUUUAAAACAAUGUUUGAGUAACCAUUUAACCAGACCUAGAGGCUGCUGCAGUGUAAUUCCUAACUAUAAUCAGUGGGACCUAAAUGACACUAUAGUCACCAGAACAACUAUAGCUUAAUGUAGUUGUUCUGGUGUCUACUGCCUGGUAGGCGUUUUAAUGUAAACACUGCCUUUUCAGUUGUUUUCAUAACUAUAUUGACAGGAAUACAUGUUUGUAGUGUUCUUUGAAUCCUGUCCAGGGAGUGAAGCAGUAUUUUUUAAUUUCACAUUCAUUAAAAUGCACCAUUUUGAUACAACCAAUUUAAAAUAGAUACAUUUACUUUCUGAACCUUACUGGUGCAACUCCCCAGAAUGGGUUGACACGUUAUAAAUUAAUAGUAAUAUAUUUAUUAGGUGACCAGUAGUUGAUGAAGUAGUACAGUUUAGCAAUAACAGGUCAAACAAUCAAAGUAUGAUUACACAGUGCUGCAAAGGGCCCCUUGUGGCAAAGUGAAGCAGCACACUUAAAUGAGAUAGAAGCAGAGACAAAAUACACAAGACAAAGUACUCCCUCAAAUGUAAGGUCACCCGAUGGGCUUCUCUGAUCAGGUCGUAGUCAGGUGCUGGGAACCUUUACCAGGGCAGUAGACCGGGCCCCUUAAAGAUCUACCUGGGAGGAAGUGAGUACAGGUCACUUUCUCCCAGCUUACAGAGAGAGAGAGAAGAGGAGGCAGAGAGAGGACAGAGAGAGCAGAGUAAAAACCCGGACCUGCCUAGGACUCCCAUCAACCAGCACCUGCUGCAGCCAGAUCCCAGGAUAUUCACUCUCCUCCAUGCCCAAAGGUAUAGAAACAAACAGAGGCGUAACUAGAAGCCACAGGUUCCCGGUGCACAAAAUUUCCCUGGGGCCCCCACUCCUCCAUGUGUCUCAUUUCCCCCCAAGUGUCGUAUUUUCUCCCACUCAGUCCUACAUGUGUCUCAUUCCUCCUAAAGCAUCUCAUUACCCCCUAGUCCAUCCAUGUCUCUCACCACCCCCUGCAGCCCCUCCAUAUGUCUCUCACCUCUGACCCCUGCAGCCCUCCCAGGUGAUUUUUUCCUCCUCCCCUGCAGCCCCUCCAUGUGUCUCUUCCCCCCCUCCCCAGAAGCCCCUCCAUGUGUUCCCUCCUCCCCUUCAGCCCCUCCAUGUAUCUCUCCUUCCCCUGCAGCCCCUCCAUGUGUCUCUCCCUCCUCUGCAGCCCCUCCAUGUGUUCCCCCUCCCCUGCAGCCCCUCCAUGUGUUCCCCCCUCCCCCUCCCCUGCACCCCAUCUAUAUGUCUCCCCUCCCUCCCCUGCAGCCUUUCUAUGUGUCCCACCUACCCUGUAUCCCCUCCAUGUGCUUUCCCACUCCCAUGCAGCCCCUCCAUGAGCCUCCUCCCUCCCCAGCAGCCCCUCCAUGUGUCUCCCCCCUCCCCUGCAGCCCCUCCAUGUGUCUUCUCCAUCCCCUGCAGCCCCUCCAUGUGUAUCCCCCCUCCCCUGCAACCCCUCCUUGUAUCGCCUCCUCCCCUGAGGCCCUCCAUGUAUCGUCAUCGUCCGCCGCAGCCCCUCCAUGUGUCCUCUUCCCCCUUCCCUGCAUUUCCUCCAUGUGUCUCGCACUCCUCCCCCUUCAUGCAGCCCCUGCAUGUGUCUAACCCCAACCUCCCCUGCAGCCCCUAUUUUUAUCCAAUAGUGUAAAUUCCACAGAAAUGAAAGUUCCUCUUUAAGGGGAAUUUAAAGGGGUUUUUUUUUUUAUGACUUCCUCACUUAAUGUUAGACAGUUAGAGGUAUGUAUUGUUUACAGACUAAUCAAAGUGACUAAUGCUGUAGGAAGAGACAAGUAUAAUGUCACAAGGAAAAAGUCACUGACAUCAUUCACGUUGCCCAGGUAGCUAACCUGCUCUGUUUAUAUGUGUCAUUACCUUAAAGAGAGUAACCAGUUAGGUGACCAGACUUGUUAAAUGAUAAUUAGCACUCUUGGCAAUUGGUUACAUUAAUCAUUAUUUGUUCUGUUGCUAAGUAAUUAAAGUCAGCAGCAUAUGGUAAUCCUGGGCGGAGUUAAUGUCAUUCCAUUUUUAUAAUGAAAAUUAUAUUAAAAAGGAGUAUUUUUGGUAUGUAAAGGCUCUGUUUUCUGAUUGCCAUGAAUAUUAUCCAGCAAGGAAGGAUGCGCAUGUUGAGAACAUAAUCAGCCCCUUUGAAAUGUUUUGUAUUUCUCAUCUUUCUUGAACAGCAAAACAUAUGAUUUAUAAAACCUAUACAAUCAUGAGUGAAGGGAUCUUAGUCCAUUCAUCCCCUCCACUAGAUUGUCUGGGGGAUUUAUUCUCCUAUCCCAUCCUUGCUUCCUACACUCAUGAGCAAACAUUGCUUCUUACAGCCUAACGGUCCAUUGGGUUUGGUGGAUCUCCAUUUUGUUAUAGACCCCCUAUAAGCGCUUUAUACUGGGGGGUCUGGAUGGAAGCACUUAUGUGAUAUUCAUGUAACACAGAGUCCUAUUAUCCAUGUGUUUUGUGAACUACAUUUCCCAUAAUUCUCAGCAAGCCUUGAGGGGUGUAAAGGUUAAAGAUUGCCUGACUUUCCGAGAUAGCUAUCUCAUUGCCCUACGGGGACUGGUACUAUUUAUGACACUGUGUUGUUUCUCUCUCUGUCUCUGCAGACAUGCAACAGUUCCAGUGACUGCCCGGAAAAUCAGUAUUGCCAUUCUACAGAUUAUACCACAGAAUGCCAAGAAUGUAAACCAAAGGAAAAAGUGAGAGAUCUAUUGAUUUUUAUUGAAAAGCAAAUGCUAUCUGAUCUGAUUUAUUUAUGAAUAUUUCAAGAUAUAUGAUCCAAAUCAAGUCUGUAAUAAUUAGUGCUGUUCUGUAUUUAGUUUACUUUUGCAUUUUGUUCCUAAUUAUCCAUAGGUGUCUUCCAGUGUUUUACUAGUGGCUCACAAGCAUCUAAAUCUAUGCCCGCCAAUGGCCACCAAGCACCUGGGUACAUAUCCAUACCUCCCAAGUGUCCCAAUUUAGGAGGGGCUGCCCUAUUUUGAGCCCGAAUCCUUAGGUUGCUCUUUUCUAUCCUAAUGUCCAUCUUUUCUAGGGGUUCCAUGUUGUUGGUGUGUCUGAGUCUAUAACAGAGCUCCACAGUACAGUAAUGUGCCUUUAAUCUACAAUAAAUGUGUUUAGAAAUCAGUCUGUGUACAUAAGAUACAUUGUUCUUGUUCUAAAGUACAUUUUGGUUAUAUAAAUUGUUAUUGAUAAGUCACCAAACAUUUCUCAGAACAUCCCAAUCCAUAAAAUGAAUGAAUGAAUUAAUUAUACAGGGUGGGCCAACAUUCAGAAUAGGGUUUGAGGAGUUAAUAACUUUUAUCAAUGAACCAAUUUCAAUGAGAUUACAUCUGGGAAUUUCUUUAAAUUAUCCGGUAACCGAACAGUUGUCUCAGUUUUGGAAAUAAAAUUCCACUACUUUCACUUGUUGUUCCUUCAUGAAAUUACCCAUGAUGAAUCUCCCAAGACUCAGUUGCAAUUGUACCUGCAACAAAAAACAAAUAAGUUAUUUACUUGUCAAAUCCUUCUAUGAAUUUUGGCCCAACCUAUAUUAUACCAAUACCUAUUCGUUGUCUUUUGGCCUAUUUCCACUGGCAGAAUACAAAAAAAACCAAAACGAAAGAGUUUCAAAUGCAACUCUUUAAAUAAUAGGUAUGAGUAUAUCUGUAUAGUUUUUUAAUUUAGAAAAAAAAAUCCCAAUAUUUAUUAGAAUAAGGUGUCCUUCAUAUCUUAAAGGGACACUAUAGUCACCAGAACAACUACAGCUUAUUGAAUUUGUUCUGGUGAGUAGAGUCAUUACCUUUUUGCCGUAAACACUGUCUUUUCAGAGAAAAUGCAGUGUUUACAUUACAGCCUAGUGAUAACUUCACUGGCCACUCCUCAGAUAGCUGAUAGAUAGAGAUCAUUCCUGGGUCAUGGCUGCCUAAAAUGCAUCCAAACAUUCAGUGUCUCCUCCCUCUGCAUGCAGACACUGAACUUUCCUCAUAGAGAAUCAUUGAUUCUAUUCAUCUCUAUGAAGAGAUGCUGAUUGGCCAGGGCUGUGUUUGAAUCAUGCUGGCUCUGCCCCUGACCUGCCUCCUUGUCAGUCUCAGCCAAUCCUAUGGGGAAGCACUGUGAUUGGAUCAGGCCACCACCUCUAAUGAUGUCAGCAGACUGCUUGUUUUUCUGAGUCUAACAGCAUGCAGAGUUGCAGCUUCAGGCUUGAAUACAGUAAGAUUUUGCUAUAUUUAUGGAGGCAUGAGGGGCCCAGAGGGGAUAGAUGGUGGUGUUAACACCAUAGCGUCAGGAAUUCAUGUUUGUGUUCCUGACCCUAUAGUGAUCCUUUAACAUUCCAACAGUCAUAUGGAAACACUAAUGGAGAAGUGUGUUAUUACUUCAUUAUUAUAGUGUUAUAUGUCAUAUGAACUUGAACCAGUGGAAUCGGUUAACAAUAGCUUUCUAGCGUCAUGUGGAUUCCAGCAUUAUCACUGGCAUUGUAUGUAAUCUUCAUCAUCAACAGAAUUAUCAUAAUUAACAGCAUUAUUUUCAUAUUGUAUACGAUAAAUAGCUUAGAACAGUUCCUUUUUGAGUUUUGACAUUUUGAUGAUCCAGGAGUGUGAGCAAGAUGAUGAAUGCUGCUUUGGACAUACCUGUAUUUGGAGAAGGUGCACUGAAGUAGAUAGCAGUGAUGAGAUUGGGAGAAGCAUUGGUGAUAACGAGACAAACACUGGUGAUAAUGAGAUGGGCAAUGGUGAUAAUGAGACAGGCACUGGUGAUACCGGGACAAGCACUGGUGAUAACGAAACAAGCGAUAGUGAUAAUGAGACAGGCGUUGGUGAUAACUGGACAAGCAAUGAUGAAAACGAAACAAGAUGUGGUACAGGCAAAGACCCUUGCGCUCCUGGAUUCUGCUGCUCCAGAACAGAAAGUAAGAUCCUGUUCACUGCUUUUUUUCACUGUAAAUAUAAACCUCAAAAUUCAUUCCCCAAACCAUUACCAAAAAUAAAUGGAACACAUUAAUGUAUUAAAGUGAGGGAAAAAGGAAUUUAUCCCCUGCUGAUUUUGAACAUUUGCCCACUGACAAAGAGAUGAUCAAUCUAUAACUUUAAUAGUAGGUGUAUUUUAACAGUGAGAGAUAGAAUAACAAAAGAACAUCACAAAAACGCAUGUCAAAAAAGUUAUAAAUCGUUUUGCAUGUCAAUGAGUGAACUAAGUAUUUGACCCCUUUAACUUAGUGCUUGGUGGCAAAACCCUUGUUGGCAAUUGCAGAGGUCAGACGUUUCUUGUAGUUGGCCACCAGGUUUGCACACAUCUCAGGAGGGAUUUUGUCCCACUCCUCUUUGCAGAUCCUCUCCAAGUCAUUAAGGUUUCGAGGUUGACGUUUGGCAACUCAAACCUUCAGCUCCCUCCACAGAUUUUCUAUGGGAUUAAGGUCUGGAGACUGGCUAGGCCACUCCAGGACCUCAAUGUGCUUCUUAUUGAGUCACUCCUUUGUUGCCUUGGCUGUGUGUUUUGGAUCAUUGUCAUGCUGGAAUACCCAUCCACAACCCAUUUUCAAUGCCCUAGCUGAGGGAAGGAGGUUCUUAUCCAAGAUUUGAUGGUACAUGGCCCCGUCCAUCGUCCCUUUGAUGCGGUGCAGAAAAACACCCCAAAGCAUAAUGUUUUCACCUCCAUGGUUGACGGUGCGGAUGGUGUUUUUGGGGUCAUAUGCAGCAUUUUUCCUCCUCAGAACACUGCGAGUUGAGUUGAUGCCAAAGAGCUUGAUUUUGGUCUUAUCUGACCACAACAACUGCACCCAGUUCUCCUCUGAAUCAUUCAAAUGUUCAUGUGCAAACUUCAGCUUGGCCUGUACAUGUGCUUUCUUGAGCAGGGGGACCAUGCAAACACUGCAGGAUUUCAUUUCUUCGCGGCGUAAUAGGUUACCAAUUGUUUUCUUGGGGACUAUGGUCCCAGCUGCCUUGAGAUCAUUAACAAGAUACUCCCGUUUAGUUCUGGGCUGAUUCCUCACCGUUCUCAUGUUCAUUGAAACUCCACAAGGUGAGAUCUUGCAAGGAGCACCAGACCGAGGGAGACUGACAGUUAUUUUGUGUUUCUACUAUUUGCAAAUAAUUGCACCAACUGUUGUCACCUUCUCACUAAGCUGCUUGGCGAUGGUCUUGUAGCCCAUUCCAGCCUUGUGUAGGUCUACAAUCUUGUCCCUGACAUCCUUGGACAGCUCUGGUCUUGGCCAUGGUGGAGAGUUUGGUAUCUGAUUGAUUGAUUGCUUCUGUGGACAGGUGUCUUUUAUACAGGUAAAGAGCUAAGAUUAAGAGUGCUUCCUUUAAGAGAGUGAUCCUAAUCUCAGCUCGUUACCUGUAUAAAAGAUACCUGGAAGCCAGAAAUUUUGCUGAUUGAUAGGGGUUCAAAUACCUAAUUUUUUUUUGACAUGCGUUUUUCUGGAUUUUUUGUUGUUGUUUUGUUAUUCUGUCUCUCACUGUUAAAAUACACCUACUAAUAAAAUUAUAGACUGGUCAUUUCUUUGUCAGUGGACAAACAUUCAAAAUCAGCAGGGGCGCAAAUACUUUUUUACCUCACUGUAUCAGCAAUUCCUGAUAUAUUUGUUUUAUUUAUAUUUAAGAAUUUUUUGAGCAGUAGAUGAUAUUUGUGCUGUUUAUAUGGCUACUCCACAGUACUGACCACUCCACUGCCCAAUGAGUGAGAGAUUGUUGGGAAGCCUGGGAUUACAAGGUUAUUUUAUUAUUAUUAUUAUUAUUAUUAUUACCUAAUGGUUAUUUGGGUAACCAGGAGUACACGUCACCCCUACAUUCAUAGUCUAGAACAGGGGUAGGCAACCUUUGACACUCCAGAUGUUGUGGAGUAUAUCUCCCCUGAUGCUUUGCCUGCAUUAUGUCUGUAAUAGUGUUAUAGGAGAUGUAGCCCACAACACCUUGACUGCCGAAGGUCACCUACACCUGGUCUAGAAACGUCUUGGUCCAUUGCAAAGCUCCUGCAGCCGCUUAGAUGCUUUCAUGUAUUAUUAAAUUUGCUUUUCCUUGCCCCCAGGCCAAACAAUAUGAAAUACGAUGCACUCUCAUGUAAUAUCACCUCAAUCAUUGACUCCUACAAAGCCAUGCUCCCAAUUACAUCCAGUGUGCUGCAUCUCUAUAAUGAAUUAAAAAUAGAUUUUACAUACACCCUAGAGAGUCACUUUAACUCUGAGCCGCAGCUGUGGACUGUGACAUGAUGACAGUAAUCAUGUAACCAGUAAGAAAUCUUAACAAUGCAGCUACUUAUUGCAGAUAUUGGCCUUGAUUUAUAAGCUUUCCAAAUGAUUCAAUACUCUCAGAAAAACUUUCCAAUUGAUUGAUCUUCACAAAUUCCCACUUUAAUGGUGGCAUCUGUAGAUAAAUCAUUCAUAAAGUUAUUCUUACGAUAUGGAAUCUAUUGAAAAGUUUAUUAAAUUGAGGUCAUUGUUUUUAAAAUAAACAAAUAAAACAGUUUAAAAAACAUUUGUUUUUGUUAAAGGGUGACUUUUUUUGUAAUGGCUGAAUUUUAUUUAAAGGGACAUUAUAGUCACCUGAACAACUUUAGGUUAAUGAAGCAGUUUUGGUGUAUAGAACAUGCCCCUGCAGCCUCACUGCUCAAUCCUCUGCCAUUUAGGAGUUACAUCACUUUGUUUAUGAACCCUAGUCACACCUCCCUGCAUGUGACUUGCACAGCCUUCCAUAAACACUUCCUGUAAAGAGAGCCCUAUUUAGGCUUUCUUUAUUGCAAGUUCUGUUUAAUUAAGAUUUUCUUAUGCCCUGCUAUGUUAAUAGCUUGAUAUACCCUGCAAGAGCCUCCUGUAUGUGAUUAAAGUUCAAUUUGGAGAUUGAGAUACAAUUAUUUAAGGUAAAUUAUAUCUGUUUGAAAGUGAAACCAGUUUGUUUUUUCAUGCAGGCUCUGUCAAUCAUAGCCAGGGGAGGUGUGGCUAGGGCUGCAUAAACAGAAACAAAGUGAUUUAACUCCUAAAUGGCAGUGAAAUGAGCAGUGAAAUUGCAGGGGAAUGAUCUAUACACAAAAACUGCUUUAUUUAGCUAAAGUAAUUUAGGUGACUAUAGUGUUCCUUUAACUGUAUAAACUGUAAAAUAAUGAAAAACUAAUUUAAAUAACCAAUUUAAAAAAAUUAAAUAUCUAUCUUUCUAAAUAUUAAAAAGGUCUGACAAGUAUAAAUUCACUCCUACUGGGCAUGCCAUGGACCCUCCAGACUUGCAGUGGCAAGUAAUCCUGGCUAGUAGUGUGGCCUGUAAAAAUUAACUGUUGAUUCUGAUUUUGGUAGCUAAAAUUCAAGUCAAAAUCACCAAGAUGCUUAACACCCUAUCAAACACAGCCAAGUUGUGUUUCCUUGCUUGCAAAGGAAGAUAGAACAGUGUCUAUUUCAAAAAGAAUUUGUCAGCAAACAAUAUUUAAAAAUAUAAAGAAAAUAGUAAAAAUGUAAUGGCACGUUUAAAACUUAACAAGGUGAUGCAAUAUGACUGUACAAACCAGUGUCUUUUGUGAACAUUGAAUGUCCAAGUUGUACAAUUUUUAUUUUGUAUGUCUUCCCCUUACUUCUAGCGUCCCAGUUCCCAGUUUGCAUUCCUUUUCCAGCUAAAGGAGACCAAUGUGGAAACCAACUAAUAAAUCUUUUUGGCGAGGGUUCGGCCUUUGGUUCUCUUUCUGGCUAUUGUACUUGUGCCGAGGGCCUGGUUUGUACCAGCAAAGGGUAAGAUUGUCACAGAUCAAAAAAAAGAAAAGAAUGAAUAGGGAAAAUAAACCAAUUGCUACAAAUCUAGCCGUGAAUAGAGGUGUUUCCUACGCUCAUUGUUUGAGGAGGAUAAAGAGUUAUGCUUUGCCUUACGCCCUUACAAAUCAUAUCAAAGAUACCAGGAAUACCAGGCAGAGCUUAAAGAACCACUAUAGUGCCAGGAAAACAUACCCCCACCCUCAGGGUCCCCCUCCCGCCGGGCUGGAUGGCGAGGAAAGGGUUAAAUCUUACCUUUUUUUCCAGCGCCGGGCGGGGAGCUCUCCUCCUCCUCUCCUCCUCUUCGGCUGAAUGCGCAAGCGCGGCAGGAGCUGCGCAUGCAUUCAGCCUGUCUCAUAGGAAAGCGUUCAUAAUGCUUUCCUAUGGACGCUGGCGUCAUCUCACUGUGAUUUUCACAGUGAGAAGCACGCAAACGCCUCUAGUGGCUGUCAAUGAGACAGCCUCUACAGGCUUUAGAGGCUGGAUUAACCCUAAUAUAAACAUAGCAGUUUCUCUGAAACUGCUAUGUUUAUAAAAAAAAGGGGUUAAUCCUAGAGGGACCUGGCACCCAGACCACUUCAUUAAGCUGAAGUGGUGCCUAGAUUGGUCCUUUAACUCCACAUUAGUCAUAAAAUGGCAGAUUGUGACAAAGGCACCAUAAUGGCUCCAAUUGUGGCUGGUGAAGUUUUAAGAUGGUGGGUGCCAGACUCCUUCCCCAGAGUUUUACUUCUCUCUAUACAUUAAAGAGAUACUCAUACAAUACAGAGAGCCGAGCAUAAUACCAAGAUGCUCAUACAUUAAAACAAGCUGGGCCCAAUACAAAGAUAUCUACACAAUACACAGAGCUGGGUAUACUACAGAGAUACCCAUACAACAAGUAGAGCUGAGGAAAAUACAGAGAAAUCCCUCAUAGAGCUGGGCACAAUAAUAAGAUAACAUAACUAUCUCACACAGCCAGGAUCACUGUGAUGGAUUACACAGAGCUGCAAUACAGAGAUACCCACACAGCAUGGCCGAACUGGGGAAAAAAUUAAGUCCAGGCAUUUUUUUAAGCACAGCAGCCCACUGAGAAGGGGGCGGGGACAGAGAGAGGCGUUUUGUCAUCACCAAUGACAAGAAUGCCCCCUCUCAAAGUGAGCUUGUUGGUUUGUUGCCCUUCCAGGGCAGAACAUGCACAGAGCCCUGCUGAAGAGCUCUAGCAUAAGAAAAAGGUAUUUGUUCUGCUCAGCGAAAGCAAAUUUAUUAACAUGCUUGCACUGUGUUUGCUUGUAACCUGUCUCUGGUGUCUCAAUAAGUGGGAUUACAGAGGACAAAAUGGCCAGGAAAGCGAAUUGUGCAUGUGUUUGGAGCCUGCUUGUUGGAUUGAGUGUGUAGAGCGAGCUGAUUGUGGUGUAGUAUUGUGUAAAUAGGUCGGUUUAAGUCAUGUUGUGUUUGUGGCAUAAUAUGUGUGGCUAGGGGCUGUAGAGAGCGAGCGAGUGUGUGUAUAGGGGACAUAGUGUGUAUAGUGAAUGUGGUGAGUGUAUGCAUAGGGGAUGUAGUGUAUGUGUGUAUAGGUGAUGUAAUGUGUGUUGGGUUAUAGAAAAUUUGUGUUUAGGGAAUGUAUUAUAUGUUUUCUUACAUGGGAACUAGUGUAUGCACAGAGGAUCCAGUAUGUAUGUAGGUGGUGCAGUGUGUGUCUUUACAGGAUCUUUUGUGUGUGUGUGUUUGGGGAUCUAGAGUAUGUAUACGGAAUCUAAUGUGUGUGUGUGUGGGGGUUAGCUGAUCCAAAGUUGUGUACUGGAUCUAGUCCAGUGUGUGUAAUAGAUGCAAUGUGUGUGUGAGGGGUGCUGUGUGUGAAUGGAGUUGUGUUGUAAAGAGUGCAGUAUGUGUGUUUGAAGGGUGCUGUAUGUGUGUGUGUGUGAGGUGUGCUGUAUGAGUGUGUGUGGGGUGAAGUGUUUGUGUGAGAGGGGUGCAGUAUGUGUGAGGUGUGUGUGAGGGGGGUGCUGUGUGUGAGAGAGGGAUGCUGUGUGUUACAGGAGUACAAGAGGGGUGCUUUGUGUGCCUGAGUGGUGCUGUGUAUGUGAGGGGUGCUGUAUGUGUGAGAGAUGCAGUGUGUAAGGGGUGCUGUGUGUGUGUGAGAGAGGUUCUUUGUGUGUGUGUGUGUGUGUGUUAGGGGUGCUGUGUGUGAAUAUGUUUAGAAGCUUUGUGUGUGUGGGGCAGAUUAAUGCAUAUAUAUAUAUAUAUAUAUAUAUAUAUAUAUGUUUUGGGUUUUUUAAUUAAAAAAAACAAAAAUUUGUAUCCCCCCCUUCCUUCUUACAUUUUCCCUGGGAGGGGAGACAUUACUUGUAAUCCCUGACAAUACAAGUGGGGAGAGAACUGGGUAUGUUCUCCCUCCUGUACUGGCUGCCGCAUCUCACUGCCAGGGGGCCAGUGAGGGAGAUCUUUGAUCACACCUUUUCAACUAGCAAACAAGAGCGUCUCAGGUCUCAGCUGUAAUGAAGAUGGUGGGUAUGUGCAGUACGAGUUAUUCAAACUAUUAAUGACAGGCAGGACAGUGCUCUGUGUCAGAAAUGCCCCCCUCCGUUUGUCACCCUUGGGCUUCCUUGGCUUUAUAUAUAUUAAUUAUAUAUUUGAGUAAAUAAUCUGCCCUCAGGCUAUCACUAGGGCUGUGGGGGAGAGAAAAAGAUAUUAUACACAUUUGGCAGGGGACAGAAGCUACUGCCGCUGUGCUCUUUCUGUGCUGCUUCCAAGAUAGCGUCUUGCUUCUCUCUGCUGUGGGCACUGUAACACUUCCACCUGGUGCCAUCAGCCAGUGAUAGCCUCAUGCACAAUGAGGCCAAUAGUGUGCCUCCACUCAUGGGAAGCUGGCUCUGCUGCCCCAAUGGCAACUCAAUAGAAAUGUUUAAAAUACUUUCUUAAAGGACACUAGGCAUGUGCAUAACCUGCUGAAACAGGGCAGAUAGUUAAACCAGACCCAUAUUUAUGACAUGCCUAGAGGCUCAUAAGUAAGCUUCUCUAAACAGCUACCAAUAGGGAGGACUGAAAUUUAUUACAGACCUAAAAAGACAUUUAUAUUUUCCUAUAUUACUCUCAAGAAAAAGAAUCAUAGUGUUUCUAAACUACUGCAAAUACAUUUUUUGCCACAUAACUGUAUGUAAGCUCUUCCCCAAGUUGGCUCUGUUCUUUGAACAGGGGCUCUCUGCAUUGUCUGCCCUCAGUGGGCUGGUCUUUAUGAUUGAAAGGCAGCCUGGUGUGCAUUUAUGCUCUUAGGGCAUUACCAUUGAUGUGAGUCAUAUGACUGUCCUGUCCUCUUUUACCUCAAACAUCGAAUUCCUGCUUCACAGGGCCCCAAUGUUGGGGGGUAUGCCGAGUUCUUACACACAUAGGAAGCAGCAGUAAACCAUUUGGGCACUGUGUCUUUCUAGUUCUUUUGGGCUCUUGGGUCAAGACCCUUAAAUCUUUCUGUUAGACUGUAGAGGUAAACUCAACAGAGUAAAGCAGGUUUUUCAUCAAAUCUUUUCUUCACUAGGGUGUCAGGGCUUACCUGUGGUUGGAGUCCAGAGUGCAGAGAUAAUGCUCACCUUUGCAAAAUAUCACAGUCCAUGGUGACUAGUGAGAUAAAUCCUGAUGAUAGUGAACGGGGGCAGAUUUGGAAGUGCUGUACAGACAAAGGAAAAUCCAAAAUCAGAGUAUAAGACACAUCCACAGAUCAGGGCUGCCAGCUAGUAUGCAUAAAUUAUAGUCCAGAAAUAGAAGUACAAGACCGGAGAGUCAGGAGUAGGUAGGAUACUUGCAGAAACAGCAACAAAGAACUGACCCUGAAGUUGAUGAUAGGAAGGGCUUUAGGCCAGUUAAUGAGCUACGGAUGAGGCAAAUAACUGCAGGUUAGUCAGCACGAUGUCACCCCCCUGAGAUGCAUGAUAAACUGCAAAACAAACUCACAGGUGUCAAACUGCAGUGGCUCACUGGUAGAGAACAUGACUGGGAACAAUGAGGGUCUGAGUUCAGCCCGAUCUCCCAAAAGGGAGGCCAAACCUGGCAGUCCGCACUGAUGGAGACAAACCAUGACACAAGGUUCAAAGUUUAUUUUAAAUAUAAGGCUAGAGUAGCUGAACUGAAAGCAUAGCUGACUUAGAGAAUGUUUCCAUUUCAGCUUUUUUGACCUCAAAUUUGAAAUUCACUUUAAAUUCAUCAUGAAUUCUCCUUUUGAUGAUUAACCAUGUAUAACUGUUUUUCACUAUAACCAUGAUGGGUGGUAAUUCCACUUCUUUCCUUAUUUUAAUAAAGGUUGUUCCUAUCUCCUACUUGUGAGAAGCCAGAUGAUGUACUAGAUUUCACCGCCUACAGAAGUGAACACAUUUUGCAAACACUGGCGCCGUGGACUGUAAAGUAUGACAACUUAGUAAUGGACCUACCUAAAGCUGCUGUAGAAAGUGGGACAGAAGCUGAAAACGCUUUUAAUAUGCUUGGUGAUGUCAGGGUGGGUAGCUUGGAGAGUGAGAAGAACAUGCAAUUUGAAGAACAUGCCAAUGAACCCUCUGAGCCAAGUCAAGUUGAAUUUCAGGAACUUAAACAACUUGCCAAACAAAUGGGACAAUUUUUAGGUCCUGGGUUCUAUUGAUCUUACGUUUGUUGUCUCUAAUAGGUUUGUAAAAAGAUUAUAUUUCGAAAACUUAUAGAGUUAUUCACUACAGUGGGAAAUAUAGGGAAUUCAAAAUGAAUUUUAAAGGUGAACGUAAGUGAACUGGAACAAUAGAUGCCUUGGAGAAUUUUUCAGUUCAUCUCUUUUGCCAUUUAAUUUGAAAUUCACUUUCAAUUCCCACUUCAAUUCUCUAUUUAUUGAAAAGCACUGUUAGAUUACUUAUCUUUGAAAUUUUAAAGAUUAUCUAUUUUUGCUGAUUAUAGUUUUUUUGUUUGUUUGGCAAUAAAUAAUAUUCUAGCAUUAUAAUUAUGUCCUACUUUUUGUACAUUAUGCUGAAUUACAGAAUUAAAAAAUAUCUGGAUUGUGUAAAUUAGGCCCCGAACAGGC
Molecule: messenger RNA, 14662 nt
Organism: Pelobates cultripes (western spadefoot toad)
Lineage: Eukaryota; Metazoa; Chordata; Amphibia; Anura; Pelobatidae
Source: the annotation of a GenBank genome assembly